This is a messenger RNA of Mercenaria mercenaria, 1037 nucleotides long. RefSeq lists its product as uncharacterized. Bases 83 to 925 code for a protein of 280 amino acids. Lineage: Eukaryota; Metazoa; Mollusca; Bivalvia; Venerida; Veneridae. The transcript is spliced from 8 exons. Gene Ontology annotation, molecular function: hydrolase activity. The record is from RefSeq and is a predicted model, not a curated record.
UUAUAAAAUAAAUAUUUGGAUUUAUUCGGCAGUAUUCAUACUCGGUGUGAUUAUAGCGUAGAUCGAGUCAGUUGGAGUAAACAUGGAAAUUGUUGACACGCAUUUUCACGUUUGGGAACUUGAGAAAUUUUCCUACCCGUGGCCUACCCCAGACAUGAAGAAUAUAUACAAGAACUUCUACGUGACUGAUCUUGAGAAUGCGAUCGAAGGGACCCCAGUGAAGCAUGCAAUAUUCGUGCAAUGUCUAAACGCCAGCGUCGAGGAGGUCGAUUGGAUAAUAGAUAUGGCAAGAACUCACAGUAUUAUCAAAGGUAUUGUAGCCGGUCUGGAUAUCAUCAGUCCUAAGUUAGAAGAAGUUAUUGCUAAACUUAAGCCCAGUGGUUUAUUGAAGGGUGUAAGGCAUCUUUUCAGCUGGGAAAAAGAGGAAGACUGGUUUACACGAGAAGAUGUUGGUGUUGGACUUGAUAUUUUAGGCAAACAUAACAUCCCGUUUGAUUUGCAGGCCAGCCCGCAACAUUUGAGGUACAUUCGUGAUACUGUCCCGAAGCACCCUAAAACAAACUUUAUAGUUGAUCAUAUUGCGGUUCCUCCCAUCAAUACUGGCGAUAUGGAAACGUGGAGGCAGGAUAUGGCGGAUGUUGCAAAGUUACCAAAUGUUUAUUGUAAAGUGUCUGGUAUAAUAUCUGGACAGACACCUUCUACGUGGAAAACCAUUGACUUUCAGCCAAUCAUAGACCAUGUGCUAUCCAUAUUUGGGCCGGAGAGAUGUAUUUAUGGUUCAGACUGGCCGGUGUUCGGAAUGGCUGAAGCCUCCUAUAAAGAAUACCUUGCUUUAAUGCAAAAUCUUGUUUCCAAGUUGAACGAAGCUGACCAGAGAAAAUUCUUCAGAGAAAACGCAAUCAAAUUCUACAAUCUGGAUAUAUAAACAGUAGCUUAUAAUGACGCCAAUGCCUUACCAUGACAUUCAUUGUAGUUAAAGGACUUUACUGAGUUAAGUAGGUAUGACUGUAUAAAAAUAUAUGGAGUUUUUAAUGCUC